This is a messenger RNA of Symbiodinium pilosum, 2253 nucleotides long. NCBI's taxonomy places the organism in Eukaryota, Dinophyceae, Suessiales, Symbiodiniaceae. The record is from the annotation of a GenBank genome assembly.
GUCGAUCCGCGCAUGACGGUUCUGUCCGUCGACGCUGCUGGCGCAUACGACCACGUUUCCCGCGGAGCUAUGCUGAGGGCGCUGCAUGCCCGACCUGACCAUUCCGACCUUCAAGCCCUUCUGCCGUAUGCCAGGUGGUCCUAUGCCACGGCUAGCUCCUACACGUGUGCGAUUGCCCGGGGUGAGUGCCAUGCCAUCGUGCAAGCUGAGGGAGGGGAACAGGGGGAUCCCUUAUUGCCCGGGCUUUAUUCCCUCGCUGCCCAUCCCGCACUCCACGACGUGCAGGCAUGCCUCCGCGAAAGGGAGGCUGUGUUCGCGUACCUCGAUGAUACCUACUUUGUGGCGGCCCCUAAGCGUAUCCGGGAACUUUAUGCCAUCGUUGAGGACGCACUUUGGCGGCACGCGCGGGUCCGCCUCAACGCGGCCAAAACGCAGAUCUGGAAUGCUGUCGGCGACGAGCCCGCUGACAUCCGUGGCCUGCAGGCGGACGGCGGCGACCCUGUUUGGCGAUUGGGUUUUGCCACACGCGCCAUGGCUGCGAACGACGACCGCGUGACGCUUGAGUCCUUUGAUGGAACUGACGUUGCUGCGUACAGGAAGUGGAAAGGCGUGCACAAUUGUGAAGCUGAGCUGGUCUGUGAGUCGAUCCCUGUAGAUAAGCUUUGCAAGGAGGACGGAGACCAGCUGGUUUUUGCGCUUCCCGACGAGAAGUUUGGACCUCAACCAACAGAUCUACUGCAUGCGGCUUUGAAAGAGUUCUUUUAUGAACUUUAUGUCAAGAACGGCGAGACGUAUCAGAACUUCCAGGCCAGGUUCUUUCACGCCAACCAGAAGCUGGAGGAACAGGAGGUCAAGCUCCUGGCAAAGGUGCUCGGCUUCAUGAUGGUCAAAAAGCUGCGACUCGACCCUACUCAGGAGUCCCUGUUGCUAACAGCGACAAAGGGUUCCAUGGACUAUAAGGACGUGGUGGCUGCUGUUAAAUUUGUGUUCCCCGAAGGCAAGGGAGCCAGUGGCAAGCAGUCCAAGGAGGUGUUCUUCACGGCCACCGCCGACGAGAGUCCAGAUGAUGAGAACGAGGACUUCCAAGAUGCCAUGGCAGCGGUAGAAGACAUGCAGGCCCAGGACCUCGACGAGGAAGACAUCCUUGAUGCUUACGAAUCUUAUGUGGAGAUUCGUAGACGAAUGGCCGAGAAGAAGAAGGCACGUGGCUUUACAAGUUCCUCUUCAGAAGCGCCGAAGUGGCGGCUCACGGGUACCGUGAACGGCCGCAUCGAACAGCUGAAAGCCAAGACCAGAUGCCACCUAUGUCACAAGGUGGGACAUUGGCGCAAAGAAUGCCCGCUUCGAGGCAAGAACGCUGGAGCAGGCAAGGGGAGCAGAGCCGCGGCCUCGAGUUCAUCGGCAAGAGCUUCUGAAGCCAACCUUGUGGAGGAGACGAGCGACGUCUUCAUCACGGAGGAAGGCGAGGCGAAGGACUUGCUGAAGCACAGCCACUCCACUGGAAAUCGCCAGCGCUUGGCUUGUGAGAAUGGUGUCUUCGAGCGGUGGCGCCAUGGCCGAAGCAUACGAGACGACGGAGAGUCCCCAGUGGUCAUCGCAAGCAGCCCGCUUGCUUUUCAAGGUGCUCUUCAAGAAGUACUGAGCGCAGAUGCCCAAGAAGGCCAGGUUGAGUUCCAGGAGGGCAAGAUGGUAGCGUCGGAUUGCUUGGAGUCAGUGCUGCAGAGCUGUGUUGUGUCGGGUGCGACCGCCGAGGAGAUUGUGGGGGGCACGAAGGCUUUGGACACCGCGCCGGACUCAGAGGCCGACGAGGUGACCGAGAUCAACGGCAAGACGAUGACGACAAGCUACGUGGGCUGGCUUCGAGGGCACGGAGCCAAGAGCGACCUCACCGACCCGCUCAUGCAGCUCAAGGCGUACAUAGCCCACCGCGAUUGCAACAAGUUCAACAGGCUGGCGGCGGUCAUGAUCUCGGAGAAGGCGACGCCGAAGGCAGUCACCUUUGGGAGGAUGAGCAGUCCGCCGAAGCGCCGCAUCGAGAAGCAACCAGAUCGUCUGAUCGGCGACCCAAUGCAGACCGAGGUCGACGAGACUCUUUGGAUCAGAGUGGGAGAGAAUCCCAGACUGGUUCGCAAGUGGGAGGACAUAGUCGAGCAGAAGAUGGUGAAGCACACCGAGCAGAAGCGCGUCAUGGUCAAUCGGGUCCAUCGGGAUCAGAUGAGGGUCCAGAUGUUGGUGGAAGCAGUGAUGAGGUGA